AUGUCAGCAAACAAGGAGAAAAAUGGGAAGAGCUCCAGAAAAUCCAUCUCAAUUGAUGAGAAAAGGGCCAUUGCUGCAAUGAAAGAUGAAGGGAAAAGGCCAUCAGAAAUUGCAGCAUUCUUCAACUUGCUCAGGAGCACCAUCACAACUAUAUUGGCCAAGGAUGCGAUCAAAAAUGAGAAGGUGGCCAAAGGAAGGGAGAAAAACCACGACAUCACUCCUGACUAUCUAAUCAUGGAACACGCCAUGAGGUACGGGGAGUUGGAGCAGCAGUAUCCAUUAUCAUCUUCCUUCGAAUUCCAGGCCACUAAGGGGUGGUUCCACAACUUUAGAAUGCGGACAAAAAUCCACAAUGUCCGUUUGCCCGGGAAGCCUGGUGAUGUGGAUUUCGAUGCUGCGGAAGUCUGCAAGGAUGAGAUCUGGAGUAUAGUGCAGGAAGAAGGCUACUCCAUGGAGCAAAUUUUUAAUGUCGAUGAUACAGCUGUUUUCUGGAAGAAAAUGCCCAAUAGGACGUAUAUUACCAAAGACAAGAUGAAAGUCCCUGGACCGAAACCUAGGAAAGAACGGCUGUCGCUCCUUUUGGAAGCGAAUGAUUCCGGGACUUUGAAAUUGAAGCCUCUCCUAAUAUACCAUUCAAAGAUGCCUCAUGCAUUCUCCCGUCAGAAAAUUGAUGGUGCGAAACUCCCGGUGACAUGA
Molecule: messenger RNA, 696 nt
Organism: Lutzomyia longipalpis
Lineage: Eukaryota; Metazoa; Arthropoda; Insecta; Diptera; Psychodidae
Product: tigger transposable element-derived protein 1-like
Exons: 2
Coding region: 1-696 (231 amino acids)
Cellular component (GO): nucleus
Molecular function (GO): DNA binding
Source: RefSeq, a predicted model, not a curated record